UAGAUUGAAUACAGGCACUGAAAUAUACCAGUACUCCCCUAUAAACGCCCUUGGUGGCAUUAGAUCAAGUUUUCUUCAGUCGGGGCUCUGGGUAACUAUUCAAUCCUCACCACCAAAAUACAAACAACCAUGGGAGUGACUGUGUUACAAAUCUUCCCGGACUCGUCUCGCUCUGGCUGCCUGGAGACGGAGAAACUACACAAGCGAAUCAUGCACUUGGAUGCCGUCCAGUGUGGGAUGUUCACCGUCGACUGUGAUACUUGCUACACCGUAUCCCAGACAGGAAACAACAGGAAACUUCACAUCGUGCAUAACAGUGAGACGCCCACCACCACCUAUGCAAUUCUGGACACGAGCACGAAGCAGAUAACGCUCUCGGCAGACUAUCUCUUUAACCUGCUGCUGCCGCGCCUCGACUUCAUGUACCAGUCGAAAAAGAACCUCAAGAUCGAGUCCAAAGGUGCCAAGUAUGAGAUUGGGGACUUCGUGGUCAAGAUUGGCACGGUGACAAUGAGCGGACACUACAAGGGUAUCCUGGUGGAGGUGGAGUAUCUUCCCUGCCACACGCCCGCUCUGUGUUGGUCACUCAUGAGGGAGUUUAUGCAGAGUUUCAUGGGUUCCUGUGUGAAGCCAACGCCUCCCUCCUACCUGCAGAACCGCUUCCACGACGUCCACACGCCGCAGGACACGGUGCAGCAGUACGUGGAGAAGUUCAACGAGAUACGAGAUGGCACCACCUUCGCCGGCACUCAGACAACGGGCUCCGGGUCCUAAUUCACUGUUAUUUCUCUCUCUCUCUCUCUCUCUCUCUCUCUCUCUCUCUCUCUCUCUCUCUCUCUCUCUCUCUCUCUCUCUCUCUCUCUCUCUCUCUCUCUCUCUCUCC
This is a messenger RNA of Portunus trituberculatus (swimming crab), 883 nucleotides long. RefSeq names its product mediator of RNA polymerase II transcription subunit 20-like (gene MED20). Bases 130 to 774 code for a protein of 214 amino acids. Gene Ontology annotation, cellular component: mediator complex. Gene Ontology annotation, molecular function: transcription coactivator activity. The record is from RefSeq and is a predicted model, not a curated record. Gene Ontology annotation, biological process: regulation of transcription by RNA polymerase II. The transcript has 6 exons. NCBI's taxonomy places the organism in Eukaryota, Metazoa, Arthropoda, Malacostraca, Decapoda, Portunidae.